Cicer arietinum (chickpea) is the source of this 1372-nucleotide messenger RNA. Its product is annotated as ethylene-responsive transcription factor 7-like. NCBI's taxonomy places the organism in Eukaryota, Viridiplantae, Streptophyta, Magnoliopsida, Fabales, Fabaceae. Gene Ontology annotation, biological process: regulation of DNA-templated transcription. The record is from RefSeq and is a predicted model, not a curated record. Gene Ontology annotation, molecular function: DNA binding; DNA-binding transcription factor activity.
AAAGGUUAGAAUGAAAGGCCAUUACAGCCACAGCCAGAGAAACCCACAGGGAAAGAUGAAGAAGAUCAAUAGAAGGUGUUGUUAACUUUGUUGUGCUACCUUCCUUCAACCACAAUCUCUCUUUCUCUCUACCACCCAUUCACCCUUUUCUCUCUCUUCAUCUCCCUCUUUCUCUCUCCUCCUCUUUCUCAAUCUCAUCACCACCACCAUCAUCUUCUUCUCCAUUUUCUCUUUAAUCCACCAACAAUCCCUUGAAAACCCAUCUUUGUUUCCUCUAUUUCAUCCACAACCCUUGUUUGAAACCAAAAAUGACUUUUUUUGUUAGAACAUAAAAAACAGAGAAAAAGGUCAAAGGUUUUUCCUUUGAUUCAUCAAUAUUUGAACUUUUUUUGCCGAUUUGAUUUUCUGGGUUCUCUUAGAUUUUGAAAAAGAUUGAACCUUUGAAGAUGGGUAGGGGAGGCGUUACCACCGCGGCGGCGGCGGUUGAACCCGGUUCAAACCCGGUUUUUUUCAAAGAGCCGAGAUACAGAGGCGUUAGGAAAAGACCGUGGGGCCGGUUCGCUGCUGAAAUCAGAGACCCUUUGAAGAAAGCUAGAGUUUGGCUUGGAACCUUCGACACCGCUGAAGAAGCGGCGCGUGCAUACGACACCGCCGCCAGAAACCUCCGGGGACCUAAGGCCAAAACUAAUUUUCCUCUUUCUCCACCUUUUUACCAUAAUCUUGAAGCCGGAGAUCCAUUUUCCGAUCAACGUUUCUAUGCCGGCGCCGUUGCCGGCGAUGGGUUUCAGGAUCAUCGGAGACCAACAUCAAGCGGUAUGAGCAGCACCGUGGAGUCUUUCAGCGGUCCACGUCCUGCCGGAACUUUAGCGCCGCCGUCGGUCGUCACCGGAAGAAGAUAUCCUAGGACACCACCGGUGGCUCCUGAGGACUGCCGUAGCGACUGCGACUCCUCGUCAUCGGUGGUUGAUGACGGUGACGGUGACAACGUGGCUUCGUCGGUGAUGCUUUCGUUUCAACGCCAGCCGCUGCCGUUUGAUCUCAACGCACCGCCGUUGGAUGAUGCUGACGUGGCAAUCGGUGGUGGUGAGGAUCUGCACUGUACCGUUCUCUGCCUCUGAUGAAACGAUGUGAUGUAUUGGUUCGUCGAAGAAAUUAUGAUUUUUUUUUCAUUUGAAUUUUUUUGCUCUUUCUUUUUUUCCCCUUUUUUUUAUUAUGCGGAAAAAAUGAAAAUGAAAAUGAUGAUGAAAUUUAUGAUUGAUGAUCGGUUAUGAGAUUAUGGUAAUAUAAUCUUAAUUUCUGUGAGAAUUUGUCUUCUAUUUUUCUUGGUGUAUGAUUAAAAGGCUAUUUUUAUCGAUCAUAAUUUAAUUUUCUA